This is a messenger RNA of Solanum dulcamara, 726 nucleotides long. RefSeq names its product protein yippee-like. The transcript has 5 exons. NCBI's taxonomy places the organism in Eukaryota, Viridiplantae, Streptophyta, Magnoliopsida, Solanales, Solanaceae. Bases 145 to 534 code for a protein of 129 amino acids. The record is from RefSeq and is a predicted model, not a curated record. Gene Ontology annotation, cellular component: ubiquitin ligase complex.
AAUGUUUUCCCUUUCUUGACGUUACUUACUACCUUUCAGCUGACACAAGAACUAUUACCGAUUGUAUUGACAAAACUGUUGAUCCAUAUCCUUUUUCCCUUUUCUGGAUAACCCCUUCUUUUUCUUCUGAUCUCAAAAAUCUUAAUGGGGAGAUUAUUUGUGUUGACUCUUGAAGGCAAGAUCUACAGCUGCAAACACUGUGGAACUCAUCUUGCCCUUUCUGAAAACGUUGUUUCCAAGUCUUUCCACUGCAGACAUGGGAAAGCUUAUCUCUUCAGUAAGGUAGUGAAUGUCACUUCUGGCGAGAUAGAAAAUAGAAUAAUGAUGACUGGUAUGCACACUGUGGCAGACAUUUUCUGCGUCUGUUGUGGGUCAAUUGUUGGAUGGAAAUAUGAGACCGCCCAUGAGAAGAGCCAAAAAUACAAAGAAGGAAAAUCAGUGCUUGAGCGGUUUAAGAUUUCUGGCCCUGAUGGAAGCCAUUACUGGGCCAGUCAUGAAACUCAUGUGGCAGGAAGUGAUGCCGAUGAUGUUUGAUCACCAUCCAGAAAAACAAUUCUAUCCCCAAAUGUACAUUCUUUAACCCACCACCCCAUUAAUUCUUUAUGGACCAUUGGAUUCUUGAAUAGCUUAUCAUGUAUAAUAAUAUGAAGCAACCAUGUGUUGUUGCUAACUAACAUGACCAUCUGCCUGUAUUUGUUUGCAAUGUCAAGACGUUAUUACUAGCAA